AUGGCCGACUCUCAACCCACAUCUUCCUCCAAGACCCCCACACCGGCACCAGACUCUUCACUUUUCUCACAACGAUCACGGCGGCAAUUUGGCCUAUUCAUGGGCGGUGCAGGAUUUGUCGCCCUUUCGGCUUUCAUUACUCGCAGAGCACUUGUAAGAAAGUAUUACGCGAUGCUGCCAAAAUUCUACACUCCCAGUAAUCGUGUACACGAAGUCGAUGGAUCUAUGGAGGCAUUGGAAGCAUUGAGCGUAGCGACUAUCAAUGUGGCUAGUAUAAGCGUCAUGCUCAGUGGAGGGCUAUUAUGGGCUUUCGAUAUUUCGACCGUCGACGAUAUGAGACAAAGAUAUCGAGCGAAGAUGGGAUUGCUCGCUCAAGAAACAAACCCAGAAGACGAGAAGCAAAUGGAGGAGUGGGUAGCUACGAUGAUGGCUAGAUUGAAUAUUGAUCCUAAGGAGUAUACUGCUGAGAAGGGCGCGAACGUUCUUGGAGAAAUGGGGAAGCAAGCAGAUGUAGAUACGGACCGGUCAAAGAAACCAUAG
Molecule: messenger RNA, 540 nt
Organism: Sclerotinia sclerotiorum 1980 UF-70
Lineage: Eukaryota; Fungi; Ascomycota; Leotiomycetes; Helotiales; Sclerotiniaceae
Exons: 1
Coding region: 1-540 (179 amino acids)
Cellular component (GO): mitochondrion
Source: RefSeq, a predicted model, not a curated record